UAUUGUUGGCAAAUGAAGAACAGGACUGGUAGAAAAUAAUUUCAUUCAUUUCUAUUUAGGAGGUUAUGGUUCCUGCAGUGGAAACAUCCCUGCUUUCUUCACUGGUUGGUUCUCGUGAUGCCUUUUUACUUUUCUAAAGAUGGAAAAAUCAGUAAUGAUUACAAGUUGUUUUUCACACUGAUCACAUUUUUUUGCAACAUGGAUUUUCUUGCAUCUCCAGAUUUAAACAUGAUUUUAAUGUGUUUUUUUUUUUUUGUCUGGACAAUACCUGACAUGUGCCUGUCCAGAAAUGAAAAAAAAGAAGAAGAAAGAAAAACAAAAUCAUUUAGAGCUUUUUCUUCUGAAAUUUUAAUUCUUACUCUGGUUCUUGAACCAUUCUUCAUUGUCUUUGAACCUGAUGAUUACUGUCUUGAUUUGUGGUUUCCAAACUAGGGAGACAGGCUUUACCUGGGGGCACAGAUCAUUUACAGCGAGCAGGGGGGAUUGCAGCGAUGCAAGUUAGUUUCAGUAUUCUUCUUAAACAGAGGAGAACCUGCACUGAUUUUUUUUUUUAAUUUCUCUGUUCGGUGUGAAUAUCAGUUUGUAGGAAUGGUUGGAAUGGCAAAAAUGGUUUGGUAACCACUGGUCUGGAUUAAUGAGUAUAGUUUCUCGUCUAUGAAGAAGAAAGGAUUCCUUGUCAAUUCAUCAAAAUUCCUUUUUUUUAAAGAAAUAUUUAAUUUUGUAAUAACUUUUUUGUUAAGACUUUUAUUUAAUGUGACAUGGUUAGCUUCAUUAUUGGAGUCUUUUAUGUGUCAAAUUAGAUUCAGAUUUCAGUGUCAAACAUGAUGUCAAUGAAAGCCUCAACUCAGUUUUUAGUUCAUUAGAAAUUGGAUGAUUUACUUUUCUUUAUCCAUACUAAGCAGGUAUUUAUUUUUACUAUCCAUGAGCCACAAAUGUCAGGAAAAUUUUGGGCAGAUUUAUUUAGGGCAAUUCCUCCAAAAGUUAGAUUGACCUUAAAGUCUUUGUCAGCGUUCCUUGUCCAAACGCACACUUGAACUGUGCAGAACAGUGCUCUGCUUCCUGUAUGUUGAGAUUGCUUGAAUCCAUGUGCAUUUAAAGGAUGUUCCUUUCAGAUGUGAACUUAAAACUACCAACAUAACAGUUUCAUUUGACCCAAAUUGGUGAUAAAUGCAUAAAUACAAUUUUUGUUUGUAUUUUUCCAUUUUAUGUUUGGUGUUUUAAACCAUAUUUAUUUCAUCAUACAAGUUUUAUCAGUAAGUUGACCAGAAAGGAAUAUAAUUAAAAAACAAAUUAGGUUAUUUGGGUACUUAUUAAAGAAUCAGUGUGGCCAGUGAUGCCUGUACUGUCUUAUGAAAAAAAGAUAACAUGUAGCACCUGGUCCACAGCAACAUCCUUGUGUUAAUGUUGAUGCAAAUUAGCUGCAAUUCCCUCCAUAAACCAGUGUUCCCUUUUCAUUAACGCUUGUGGGAUUUUUUUUACUGCCUUUUUACAGACUGAAAAAGUGACAUGUUAGUGGAGAUUAUGGUGGAACGGUAAAAAUGUACCAGGAUGAAUUCUAGAGAAGAAUGUAUCAAAAGGCCGGAAGUUGUUUGUUUCAGCUGAUUCCACUUCACUCUCUGUGUUAGGAGACAAAUAUAAGCCAUGAAGCCGAGUUGUUCCUCAGGUACUGAGAAAUGGAAGGAAUCCUCACCAAUACUAUGUAGAAACAAUGACAAAUUGUUUGGUUAAAAUUAAAUUACAAGUGGGAGAAAAAUGUCGGGUUUGAGGGACUGUUACUAAUUGACUACGUUCUCAAACGUUGCUUUACAUUAAAUGUAUUUAUUUCUAUCCUGAUCUGUGAGUGCGAGUGCGAAAGGAAGCGGGUGUCCGUUGUGUUCAGUUUUACUCUUAAAAAUGUCAGUGAUUUGCAUGUUUCCAGUUUUGUAAGCACAUAUUUUGUAAAUGUCUCCAGUGUUAAGAGUUACACAUACAUGUUUUUACAGACCUGCAUUAAAAUGAAGGGCGGUCUUUAACUGUCAAGUGGUUUUCAUCAUUACGAACCUGUCAUUUAAUAUCUAUAAUAAUAUUAGGUUUAAAUUUACAUGGUUUUGUUAUGUCUUUGACAUCUUUGGUUUAAUUUUUAUGAUUAAUUAUGAACUAUGAAGUUUACAAUCAUUUAACUUGGAAUGAAAAAGUUAUUUGAAUAAUGCAGAAAGCCAUUUUUAUUAAUUGGAGGAACAUCUGGAUUUGGAAAAUAAAAAUAGAGAAAUGAUUUCUAUUAAAGGCAAUACCUUCAAAUUUCAGCACUGCAUGAUGGCAUGUGAAAUAUUUGGCGAUAAAACGUUUUUUCACAUUAACCUUGCCUUUUCACACUUUUCCAUGGCCUCGAUUAAAAAAAACAUGUAUAGGGUGUUUAUAACAGUGUUAAUUUUUUUUUUAUAUGAAUAACAUGCAUAUUGCUAAUGUUUAUACUUUAGUUGACAAAAUUACCGAGCUACAACAAUUCUUAACAGUCGCACAGUGGGGAGAGUUCACUAACGGGCUCUAAAAUUCAAAUAAGGACAGGCAAAAUCUAUUUACAAAUGACGAGUUGUAAACGUAAACUGUUUAUUAUUUCAUUAUGUAUAUUAUUUUUAUAUUAAUUACUAUUCAAUUCAAUAACCACUUUCUUUUAUUUCUUUCAUCUUAAAUUAUGUUUAUUGUGAAAAGAAAAAUCACUUCCGGGUUCCUGACGUAUGACAGUGGGCGUGGUUGGCAACGCUACAGCAGAGGCUAUUCCUGCUCUGUUAUUUCUGUUGGUUCAAAUGGUAAUGUACGAUAACGGAACCUUAACUAAACUCAGACAGGCUUUAGAGGGAGGUCACUCGGAGAACAGUAGUUCAAUUCUUUCUGUGUCAUGAAGUACUGCAGUACUCGAGGUGGAGUCCAGGGAUGGGAGUUCAGGGAUGUGCUGUUCUCUGGUUACGCUCCAGACGGAGGGAUGUUCAUGCCAGAGAGUCUUCCACUGUUGACCGUGGAGACACUGAAGAGGUGGAGAGGACUGUCAUACACCAGGCUGGUGAUGGAGGUCUCCUCCAUGUUCAUCCCCAGCCACCAGAUUCCCAAACAGGACCUGGAGGUCCUAGUGGCUGAAGCCCUGUCUGGUUUCUCUUCACCUGAUGUCGUCACAAUGGCUCGGCUGAAGGACGGCCUCUCCGUCCUGGAGCUCUUCCAUGGACAAACCAUGGCCUUCAAGGACCUGGCUAUGACCUGCACUGUGCGGUUCCUGAACUAUUUCCUGCAGAAAGAGAAUCGCAGAGCUACAGUUAUUGUGGCCACCUCAGGUGACACCGGUGGCUCCGCCAUUCAGAGCGCUAAAGGUCUUCGUGGGCUGGAUGUGGUUGUGGUUUACCCACGAGGACGCGUCACUCCAGUCCAGGAGAAACAAAUGAUCACCUGCCUGGAGGAGAACAUCCACGUGUUUGCAGCCGACGGCAGCUCCGAUGACAUAGACCAGCCUGUGAGACGGCUCUUUGCCGACCAGGAGUUGGUCAGGUCUCACAACCUCAUGAGCCUGAACUCAGUGAACUGGUCCAGAGUCAUGAUCCAGCUGUCACACUUCAUCUACGCCUACCUGCAGCUGAGCGGAGUUGAGAGGUGUGAGGCUGACGCAGCGCUACCUGAGAUGGAGGUGGUGGUUCCUACAGGAGGGGCGGGAAACAUCGCAGCUGGUGUCGUCGUCAAACAGAUGGGUCUACCCCUGAAGCUGGUUGCCAUGGUGAAUUCUAAUGACAUUGUUCACAGGACGGUAACCACGGGUGACUUCUCCAUGGCAGCCACAGUCACGCAGACCUUGGCCCCGGCCAUAGACAUACAGGUACCACUGUAACUCUUAGCUGUGAUCGAGGCGACGUUAACAGCUGUAACAAAGGUUGUGUUGUUUCUCAUAUCAUUGUAAAACAGAGCAUGUUGGUGCAAAGGUGAACGACAGGAUAUGUUGACUUUGUAAGGACCACAUCAAAAGUCCCAAGUGAAGUCCUAAAGGUUUUACAUCCUUGGAAUUAUGUUCCUUUGUUAUCUCUGUACCACAGUGCCUCUCAAAUAG
Messenger RNA from Cynoglossus semilaevis (tongue sole), 4063 nucleotides. Its product is annotated as threonine synthase-like 2. Gene Ontology annotation, biological process: 2-oxobutyrate biosynthetic process; dephosphorylation. The record is from RefSeq and is a predicted model, not a curated record. NCBI's taxonomy places the organism in Eukaryota, Metazoa, Chordata, Actinopteri, Pleuronectiformes, Cynoglossidae. The transcript is spliced from 6 exons. The coding region runs from base 2876 to 3847 and encodes 323 amino acids. Gene Ontology annotation, molecular function: pyridoxal phosphate binding.